CCGACUUCUGACGUACCGACGGAUUACAAAGCUUCCUAUUGUUACAACACAUAGUUACAAUGUAAGUGAACCACACUUUGUAGAAUCUUCGACGGUAAUGGCUAGAAAGAAAUCAUAAAAUUUCUCGACGCCAAUAGGUAGGGCUGGUUUUUCUUUAUUUGAUAUUCUAUUAUUUAUUAUUUCCUAUAACUACCUCCUAACGUAUAACUCUCUCAUCUAUCAUCGAUAAGUUUGCCUAUCAACAUCCUUUUAUAUUCUUAUAUAAAUACAAAAAAAUACCCUUAUCUCCGAUCUCACCUCCAUCCAACAUCACGCAACUGUAGAUAUGGCAGACCAAGAUGGGACGUCGCCCAAAUCCGGCGAGAUUGCUAUUAGCCUUACACAUCACGGAAAACCGUACAACUUCACCACAAACCCAACCGCCACCGUCGCCGACCUUGCCGCCCAAAUCCAGGAUGAACUACACAUCCCCAUCAGCAACCAGAAGCUCAUGGUCUCUAAAGUCGGCCUACUCAAAGCCCCCUUCGCCGAGCGCCCCGUCACCGAUCUCCAGGACAAAAAGAUAACCCUAAUCGGUACAUCGACCGAGGAGAUCGCCUCCCUAGCAUCGGCUUCGCAAAGCGCAGCGCAGCGACAAGCACACCUAGCCGCCGCGCGGCGCAAUCUUCCCAAGGCAUACUCGCGCCGGGACCCGCAGCGCGCUCUCGAAGACAGCACGUACACAUUCGCGACCGUGCGCCCCCUCCCCAAUCUGCCGCACCCAGAGCGCUCCCUCGCCUUCCUCGAGCGGCUGAAAGCCGACCCGGGGAUCCGAGCCGCGAUGCGCACGCACAAGUUCAGCGUCGGCCUGCUCACGGAAAUGGACCCGUUAUCGUACACCGAGGCUUCGCACGAGGGAACGACGCGGAUCCUGGGGCUGAACCGCAACGCGGGCGAGGUCAUCGAGCUUCGUCUGCGCACGGAUGCGUACGACGGGUACCGCGAUUACAAGACCAUACGGAACACGCUGUGUCACGAGCUGGCGCACAACGUACAUCAGAACCACGACCGCGCGUUCUGGGACCUAACGCACCAGAUCGAGAAGGAGGUUGCGCGCGCGGAUUGGACUCGCGGGGGGCGGAAUGUCGGGGGCGAGCAGUUUUACGAGCCCGAGGCGCAAGAGGAGGUGGCGUAUGAUCAUGGCGGGUGGACGGGCGGGGAGUUUGUUCUCGGAGGGGGAGGUUCGGGGGGUGGAGGCGCGUUGAGCAGACGGGAGAUCAUGGCCAAAGCGGCGGAGGAACGUAUGAAGAAGCAGAAACAGGCUGAGGAGGAGGCGAAGGGGAAUCGGUGAUGUGUUGAGUGAGAUAUGAUACGGAAUAUGCGGUUCUACUAAGCAAGCAUCUUACGUUUUCCUUAAGCUAGGCGAUACUACAGGGGAAAGGGCUUCUUGAUUUGUUGCAUGGCUAUGGUGUUUAGGGAUGGUAUAAGUAAGCUGGAUUGGUCUAUAAGCAAGCGUAUAGGCGUAUAUUUUACGAGCUAUGAGCUGUUUGAACAAUAGAAUGGAAUUUUUUUUUCAAGGGGUGUGGGAUGCUUUUACUUGUGGCAAUAACUUUUUGCCCUUACUUACUUACCCCUGAAAGUCACGAUGAGCUCAGCAAGGGGGAAAGGUGCGCAUCAUCCUCAAGAUAGAUAAAUUACCUCCUUUACCCUAUCAUACUUAUAAGGGAAAGCUCGUUUAUAUAUAGGAAUUACAGCACCUGAUAUCUUACCAAUGUACUCUCAUAUAGCAGUUUUCAUUGAGCCCCCUUUACAACCGUCUUCUCCACAACCACCACAACAGCCUUCCCAUCCUGCUGCUGUUUCGCAACCGUCUUGACCUCCUUCUCCUUCUCCUUCUCCUUCCCCUUUUCACCCGGCGGCGGCUCCGGGUUCUUGACCCACUCCUUGAGCUCCGGCACCCAGCGA
This is a messenger RNA of Daldinia vernicosa, 1944 nucleotides long. Its product is annotated as WLM-domain-containing protein. Gene Ontology annotation, molecular function: proteasome binding. NCBI's taxonomy places the organism in Eukaryota, Fungi, Ascomycota, Sordariomycetes, Xylariales, Hypoxylaceae. The coding region runs from base 326 to 1330 and encodes 334 amino acids. The transcript has 2 exons. The record is from RefSeq and is a predicted model, not a curated record.